This is a messenger RNA of Suillus fuscotomentosus, 1386 nucleotides long. RefSeq lists its product as uncharacterized. The transcript has 3 exons. NCBI's taxonomy places the organism in Eukaryota, Fungi, Basidiomycota, Agaricomycetes, Boletales, Suillaceae. The record is from RefSeq and is a predicted model, not a curated record. Bases 1 to 1386 code for a protein of 461 amino acids.
AUGGUUCAACUAGCUCCUCGCUUCGCCACCCUCCUCGCCUUUUGUUUCCUCGUGUCCGCUACUCCCGUCCUUCCUGCUGCUAGUCCCUACGUGUCUCUUAGCGCAGGCUUGGUCGACCCUACUCCGGGCCCGAAUGGUACUCAUGCCAAUCACACUGCUAGGGCUGUUGCUGUCCUUGUCGCCAAUAAUACCGCAAUCCUCGUCGGGCCUACUCCAAGCCCUCAUGGGAAUGGGACUCACGCCAACCGCACUUCUAGGGCUGUAGCUGUCACCAACAAACACCCCGUAUACGCCAUCGAACAACACCCAGGUUCGCAGUCUCACGAACAGGCUCAGGGACACGAUCCAAUUACCGGCGUGCAGAACACCCCCAGCGUGCAACACAACGUUGUCGUGGAUAAGAAUGCACAAGUCCAGUCCAGUCAAAGUCAGGACAAGCCAACACAGUCCAGUAGUGCUGCUGCCAAAGCAAGUCCCUCUCAAGGCAAGGGCAAGAGGUACGACGAUGGUCAGUACCACCCGAACCCUUCCUACGACAAUGGCCAGUACCACCCCAACCCCACGUAUAACAAUGGUCAGUACACCACCGCGACGGAUACGUCUUCUCCCACUCCCACUCCCACUCAGACAUAUGAUGACGGAUUGUACCAUCCCAAUACAUCCUACGACGAUGGCCAGUAUCAUCCCAAUACAGCCUACGAUAACGGCCAAUACCAUAAUGCCGCUGCUGCGAAUCCCGUCCCCGUUGCGGUUCCCGACGCGGUCACGUCUGUCUUGGGUGUUGUACUCAAUGUAGUACCCGGUACCGGAACGGCGACCCCGACGUCCCAAACGGGCUCCACUACCCCUGCGACGACGAAUUCUCCAACGACAAUAGCCUCCUCCACGUCUGCACAAGAGACUGCCACUGCCACCGCCACGUCUGGAACCACUACCACGACGGCAACUGAUCCCACUGAGACUGCAAUGCGCACAGUAGCCGGUGCUGGCAAACGCUCGGACGAUGGCCAUUACCACCCUGAUUCGAGGUUUGACGACGGUAGCUACCAUCCCAAUCCCAAGUUCAACGACGGCAAGUAUCACGUCGGUACCACCGGAGGGAAACGCUCGGAUGAUGGCCAUUACCACCCUGAUUCGAGGUUUGACGACGGCAGCUACCAUCCCAAUCCCAAGUUUAACGACGGCAAGUAUCACGUCGGUACCACUGGAGCCAAACGUUCGGAUGAUGGCAAGUAUCGCCCCGAUUCGAAGUUGAACAACGGUCAGUACCAUCCCGAUCCCAAGUUUGACGACGGCAAGUACCAUCCGGGGAAGUAUCAUGGGACGAGGGGGUUAGCGCAUCAGGAUAAGGUGCGCGCUGUUAGGAGAAGAGCUGCCCAAUACUAG